Messenger RNA from Anopheles marshallii, 4815 nucleotides. RefSeq lists its product as uncharacterized. The record is from RefSeq and is a predicted model, not a curated record. Lineage: Eukaryota; Metazoa; Arthropoda; Insecta; Diptera; Culicidae. The coding region runs from base 1 to 4815 and encodes 1604 amino acids. The transcript is spliced from 14 exons. Gene Ontology annotation, molecular function: heme binding; monooxygenase activity; oxidoreductase activity, acting on paired donors, with incorporation or reduction of molecular oxygen.
AUGAUAACGCUUCUGUUGUUGGGUUUCGGCGUUCUUUCGCUCUACGUGUACUGCAAGAUUAAGUUUAAGUUUGCGGAAAAAAUCCCAUGCGUUGAGCCACUGCAUCCAAUAUUCGGCAACGGGCUCGAGUUUGCGCAGAAGAACUCGUACGAAAUCUUCAAGAGCCUUACUCGAGCGUACAAGGAUAACAAACGCAUCUUCAAACUUUCCUUUGGCCCGAUACCGGUCAUCUGUAUUACGCAUCCGGAUCUGAUUCAGAAAAUUAUGACCGAACAGGUCAGCAUGGACAAACCAUUCGUGUACGAUUUCAUGCGCGUGGAGCACGGAUUGCUUACGGCGAAGUAUGACGAGUGGCGUGUGCAUCGGAAAGCACUUAAUCCAACAUUCAACACACGCAUUCUGAACAGCUUCAUACCAAUCUUUACCGAUUGUGUGGGGAAAAUGAUCAGUAACAUGCAAAAGCAUGUGAACGAUGAAAAGCCGAUCAACAUGCUCGAAUGCACCUCGCCUUGUACGUUGGAAAUGAUUUGUCGCACCUCACUCGGCGGGAAGGUACUGGAAAGGGAAGGCAAGCAGGAAUUUAUCGAAGGGCUGGAAAUUAUCCUUCACAACGUAGGCCUUCGAAUGUUCAACGCAAAUCUCUACCCUGAUUUUGUGUACAAGAACACUCGUUUCUACCGUGCUGAAAUGGCAGCUCGUAAAAUAUGUUACGCUUUCACGGACAAGGUAAUUCAUGAAAAGCGUGCAAAGUUCGAGGAACGGCUUCGUCAUUCGGUCGACAACAACAAUAACAAUGCGAUGAGCGAUGAAAAUGGCAACGUCGUCUUCGAAGAUGAAGAAGACGAUAUGCUGAACUACAAGAAACCCCAAAUCUUUGUCGAUCAACUGCUGACCAUACCGAACGAUGGUAAACCGUUUACGCACGAGGAGAUCACCGAUCAUAUCUACACCAUGAUUGCAGCUGGUAACGAGACAUCCGCCACGCAGGCCGCUCACGCCUGCCUGCUGCUCGCCAUGCAUCCCGAGGUUCAGGAUCGAGCAGCAGCGGAAAUACGAGAGCUAUUGGCCGAUGAUGUGGAGUACACGCACGAAAUACUCAAGGAGAUGGUAUAUUUGGAACGCAUCAUUAAGGAAUCGCAGCGGCUGUGUCCAGUAGCGGCCGUAUUCGGUCGCAAGACGAUGGGACCGAUGCAGUUGGAUGAGUAUGUCAUUCCGAAAGGAUUCAUCCUGCUGCUGAACGCGUUUGCACUGCACCGAAAUAAGGAAUUCUGGGGCCCGAACGCCGACAUGUUCGAUCCGGACAACUUCUUGCCGGAGCGUGUCAAAGCCCGGCACCCGUAUGCCUAUAUGCCGUUCAGUGCCGGUCCACGCGGAUGCAUCGGUAGCCGUUACGCUAUGAUGAGUUUAAAAAUUAUGCUGUCACAAAUAUUGAAAAACUUUAAACUCACCACCGAAAUACCGUACGAAAAGUUGGAUUUCAAGUUCAAAGUCUCCAUGCAUCUGUCCUUCGAGCAUCUGAUAAAUGUUUUCCACGAAUUCGAGCGACAAAAUCAGGAAAGUAUCACAGCCAUUCUAAGGGUGCUAGCAUUGGUUGAUCAUACGCUAGAAAACACGAUACAAGACUGCGAGAAAGUGUUUCAUCUUCCGUCGCUGGACAGCGAGAAUGUUCUGUUCCGCGACGUCUCUCGGCCGUUGCUACUGCGUGUGGAAUUGCUUUGCCAGCACGUGGCCUCAGGAGACUUGAGCGAGGUAGAAGCGACGAUGGUGGCAGUUGAGCAGGAAGCAAAUAGCUAUCGUCAACGGCUAGAUGAAACAAAACGCUACAUGCAGAUUGUUUUGCACGAAGUGAGCAACAUCGAGGAAACUUCCACUAUAUCGAGUAAAAUUGAUAAGAUAUUCGAUGAAAUAGAGCCGCUAAAUUCAACAUUUCGUGAAUCGAUUAUGGCUGCUACCGGAAACCUGCUUCCUAGACAACAGGCAGUCUGUGACGAAAUUCUCGAAGUCUUUCGAGACACAAUCGAUGAAGCCGAUGUUUUUGAGGUUAUUACCGAUUUUGCGAUGUUUCUGAGCAAUGAAACGGAACUGUUGGUAGAGGAUCUAACCGAGCAGCUUGACGAAUGGGUCUUUCAAACAUCGAACAUGAUCAACGCUUUUGAAGAAGGUUUGAAAAACAUAACAUUCGAACUGAUUGAUUCUCCAAUCGAAAGCUUUCUACAAAAUGAAAGUUCCCUCAAAUGUUUAGCAGAGCUUGGUAACCACAAAGCUAUGCACAAAAUGACACAAACUGCGGAAAGCAUGUUGCAAUGCUUCAGUAUUGCAAAUGACCCCAAGCGUCCACUUGAAAUGGUGUAUCAUCAGCUAGGCGAAAUGGCCGAUGAAGUUCAGCUUACGUUGCAAGAUAUUGUACACUGUCAUCAAAGCACUUUGCGUGAUGAUUAUGAUGCAAAGAUUUUUGAAGAUAUGGCGAGCUGCUUCGAAAUGAUAUCCGUGCCAAUGGUUGAUCCACAAACCAUGUCCAACGUACAACGACCGCAGUGUUUCAUCAAGUUCACCUGGGAAAGGUUGGGCUCACGCUUCAUGCCGUUGAUCAUUUUUACAGCACAUUUGUCGAACCAUGCGUUUGAACUGAACGGAGUGAUCAUGUUUUUCCUACCGGCCAUCAUCGUGGUGCUUGGAUUAGUUAUCUACUGGUGCAAGCUAACAAGAGAUAGUGGGCUAUUCGCGAAGGAUCUUCCAGGACCAAGAUCGUACCCUAUUAUCGGCUGUACCUACCUGUUUAUGCGCUCUUAUGAGGAAACGUUUACUGUAAUUAAUGAGUGGUUUCGCAAGUACGAUCGGAUGUUCAAAAUAUCCCUUGGUCCCACAACGGUCGUGUGUCUAUCGCAUCCGGAUCUUAUCCAGCAAGUUCUAACUAAUAGAGCAUGUCAGGAUAAGGCAUUUUUCUAUCGGUUUAUGGAGCUCGAUUAUGGACUAAUAUCCUCUCGUUAUGCAGAUUGGAAGCUGUACCGCAAGAUGUUGAACCCAGCGUUCAAUCAACGCAUCUUGAUCAGCUUCAUAUCGAUAUUCAGUCGUUGCUCGGAAGAUAUGGUAGAACGUAUGGCUAAAGAGGUGGACAGCACCAAACCAUUCGAUAUGCUUCACUAUACCGCCCAAUGUACGCUGGAGAUGGUGUGUGCCAGUUCGCUCAAAAGUGACAUUACGGAAAAUCCAAUUGCAAAGGAAAUUUGCGGCGGCAUUGAAAAGAUUAUGAUUAUUAUGUGUAGCCGCGUGUACAACGUCUUGCUUUAUAGCGACAUGCUAUUUAACAUGACGCCUCGGUACAGAGAAAUGGACAGACUUCGCAGCAAACUGCAAGAAAUGCUGGAUCCGAUCAUAAGCGAACGACGUGAGGAAAUGGCGAAAGAACGAUUGGAAAAUAUCAAUCAAGACGAAGAAGAAAAAUAUCGUAAGCCAAUGAUAUUUUUGGACCAACUGCUGGAUAUGAAACGCGGUGAUGAAGAUCUCUCCAGCAAGGAGAUCGAAAACCAUCUCCAUACCAUCAUUGCAGCUGGUAGCGAAACGUCUGCCAAUCAAGUGGCCUACAUCCUGCUACAACUGGCAAUGCAUCCCAAUGUGCAGGAUCGUGUGUACGAAGAAAUCCGCUCUAUUUACGGCGACAGUUCGUUGAAUAUAUCCUACGAAACGAUAUCCGCCCAAAACUACUUGGAGCAAGUGAUCAAAGAAACUUUGAGACUGUUUCCCGUGGCACCCUUCAUCGGACGGAAAACGAUCGAGACGGUUAAGCUGGGAGAUGUUGUGAUCCCGCCAGGAGUGACGCUGCUCAUGAAUAUAAUGCAUGUGCAUCGUAGCAAGGAGCUGUGGGGAGACCGAGCAGAUGUGUUCGAUCCUGAUCGCUUCGACCCUGCGACGUAUGAUGCUCGGCAACAGCAUCCCUUCAGCUACAUUCCGUUUGGCGGUGGACCAAGAAACUGUAUUGGCUAUCGGUACGGCAUGUUCACUAUGAAAAUUAUGGUCAGUCAAGUGCUCCACAGAUAUGUGCUGUCCACUCCGAUCUCACCUAACGAUUCGUUAGGACUGUCGCUUGCAAUCACACUGAAGACCGCCGUAGGACACCAACUACUCAUAAAACGUAGAAAAAAUAUCUUACACGGACGACGCGAGGAAAUUGUGAAAGAACGAUUGGACAAGCUCCAUUCAGAAAGUGAGGAACAAUAUCGCAAGCCAAUGGUGUUUCUGGAUCAACUGUUGAACACAAAACGUGGUGAUGAAGAUCUAGCAAUGCAAGAAAUCGAAAACCACAUUUAUACGAUCAUAGGAGCUGGUAGUGAAACGUCUGCCAAUCAAGUGGCGUACAUCUUAUUCCUACUGGCAAUCCACCCCGAUGCACAAAACCGUGUGUACGAAGAAAUUCGAACCAUUUACGGAGGAUCUGCGCUUAACAUAACCUACGAAACCAUUUCCGCCCAAAACUACCUGGAGCAAGUGAUCAAAGAAACAAUGAGACUGUUUCCGGUAGCUCCGCUCAUUGGACGAGAAACGAUCGAGACAGUUAAGCUGGGAGAUGUUGUCAUCCCGCCAGGAGUAACGCUGCUCAUGAAUAUUUUCACCGUACACCGCAACAAGGAACUAUGGGGAGACCGAGCAGAUGUGUUCGAUCCUGAUCGCUUCGAUCGUGCGACUGACAAACAGCAUCCCUUCAGCUACAUUCCGUUUGGUGGAGGACCAAGAAAUUGUAUUGGCUAUCGUGGUUUAAACAAAAUCAUGGUUUUAUCACGCGGUUUACUGCAGAAGAAAGAAGAAAAUCGCGAUACUUAA